AUGUACGAAGGACCCUUACCUGAAGAAAUUAACGAAAGACGCCUUUUAUUUGAAGAAUUCCUUGAGGGGCACGUGCAGCCGCCAAUUGAGGGACAGAAGAAGGAGGCAAUAGAAAAAGUGUUCUUUUUCAACGACCAGCAGUUUAAUGAAGUGUGCGAAGACCUGAAGGAGGAGAUACUCCGAAGAAAAGAGAACGGCCAGCACGAGUUUGUGCCAAAGUAUUCUCUGAAGAGAAACACCAUUCGAGAACAAAUUUCCUUGCUGGAGGAAGAAGAGCUCAAGUCUCUCGUGGAGGACACGUAUUUAGUGCUGAAACACAAGAAUGCCACAGGCCCCGAAGACGAGCUGGCGUGUCUGAAUGUUCUUGUCCAAGGCCUGGAGGAGAUCAUAGGCAAAAACAGCGGAAACUACAAAGGCACCGCAAAAAACCUGGACUCUCCUUCUGCGGUUAUAAUUUCAAUUGAAAAGCUGAAGCAAGAGCUGGAGGUAGAGACCGAGUCUGAAAAAAAGAUCGAAAUACUGCUGAAUAUUAUUGACAAGCAUGUCUCUGAUCUAAGCAUACUGGAGCUGCUGGACAUGAUCAGAAGCAACCUGAACACCAUCAAGACGCAGAAACACCAGAUGGAAAGCGAGCUUUACAGCCUGAAAAACGAAGUGAAUGAUCUAUACCUAGAAAGAGACCUUGCAACAGAAACCACAGACUACGAAGACACGAUGGAAACCAUUGUUGAGAGAAUCAGCGACCAUUUCCAGGAGAUAGAACACGAGGUAAAGACAAAAGGAAUCGCAGGAGUCCAGAAGCACCUGGAUCUCCUAAACGAAGAAAGAGCAAAGAUACUGCAAAUAACACAGAACAAAGCUCUGGAGGAUGUUGGAGAGCUUGCUCAGAUUAAAACAGAAAAAGAUUUGCUGAGUAGAAUAACUGCGUAUUAUACCGCCAUACUCACUGAGCUAUCCAGCUAG
This is a messenger RNA of Nematocida minor, 963 nucleotides long. RefSeq lists its product as uncharacterized. The record is from RefSeq and is a predicted model, not a curated record. Bases 1 to 963 code for a protein of 320 amino acids. NCBI's taxonomy places the organism in Eukaryota, Fungi, Microsporidia. The transcript has a single exon.